CCAAAUCUCUUAAUAUAAUGCAAAGGACCCAUUCGGGAGAGAGAGAGAGAAUGGGGUCAGAAGAAUGAUAGGCAGCAGUAGUUCUGGUAUUUCAGCUGCUGGCCAAAAGCCCAUCGUCAGUUUCCAUUCUUCUCGUGUGUACUGGAUCGAAGUGGGUUCAUAAAUAACAAUUUUUUUACAGAGUUGGUUGCUGCCCUCUUUUUGAAGUUUGUGAUUUUGUGUUCCUUGGGAUGGUAGCUCUGCUUGCUGCAUCCGAUACUCAUAACCCAUCACUGGAUUUCAGACAUUUGGUGCUAGCAGUGAGAAAUAUAGAGCCGUAACCGUCAUCUGGAAUAUAAUUGGGCGGUGCGAUAUAUUAAUUUGAUAUUCUAGCCUGGAUCCGUUACUUAAUACUGGUAUAAGCGCCAGGCUUUUUCCAAGUCAAAAUCAGUUGUGCUGUUGUUCCUUGCUGGUGUCAUGGCAACCUCAUUACAUUCUGAGUCCAGACGCUUAUACUCUUGGUGGUGGGACAGCCACAUUAGCCCGAAGAAUUCCAAAUGGCUUCAAGAAAAUCUUACAGAGAUGGAUGCCAAAGUCAAAGCAAUGAUCAAGCUCAUUGAAGAAGAUGCAGAUUCUUUUGCAAGGAGGGCAGAAAUGUACUACAAGAAACGCCCAGAGCUUAUGAAAUUGGUAGAGGAGUUCUACCGAGCUUACCGUGCUUUAGCUGAGAGAUACAAUAAUGCAACAGUGGAGCUUUGCCAGGCCCAUCAAACCAUGGAAGAAGCAUUUCCCAACCACAUGCCUUAUGUGCUGGCUGAUGAUUCAACCUCAGGUUCUUCAGGUCCUGAGGCUGAACCUCAUACAUCAGAAAUGUUGCAUCCAAUUCGUGCAUUAGUAGACCCAGAUGGCUUGCUCAAGGAUGCACUAGGGUUCUCUUCAACCAUCUUACAUAAAACAGGUGGAGAGAAUUCAGAAGAAUGUGAUGCUAUAAUAAGCAAAAGGGAUCUUAAACAGCUCAAUGAGAUGUUUGGGUCUAGAGAAGUGAUGCCCCAAAACUCAAAUGUUACAGAAGGAAGGAUAAGAAAAGGCCUGAAUGUAUAUGAAGCAGAAGAGAGCGAACAAGAUUUGCAAGAUGGGUUCUCUCAUAAAUCAUGUGAAAACAAGUGCCAGGUCCUUUCCGAUUCUCAGCAUUCAGGGAAAGCUGAAACUGAAGUUCAGACAUUAAAGAAAGCCCUAGCAGAGAUACAAGUUGAAAAGGAAGCUGUUCUUCUUCGAUACAGGCAGAGUUUGGAGAAGCUAUCUUAUCUGGAGAGGGAGCUUGAUCUUGCACAAAAGGAUGCUGUUGGCCUUGAUGAACGAGCAAGCAAAGCCGAAAUUGAAAUUAACAUACUGAAAGAAGCCCUAAUUGAGUUAGAAGCUGAGAGGGAUGCUGGUCUUCUUCAAUACAAUCAGUGUUUGGAAAGGAUAUCUUGCCUGGAGAAAAUGUUAUCUGUUGCCCAAGAGGAUGCAAAAGGGCUUGAUGAGCAAGCUAUUAAAGCAGAAAAUGAAAACCAAUAUCUCAAGCAAGAAAUUUCUAGAUUAGAGGCUGAAAAGGAGGUGGGCCAUCUCCAGUACAAGCAAUAUGUUGAGAAGAUAUCUGUUUUGGAGACUAAAAUCUCACUUGCUGAGGAAAAUGCUCGAAUUUUAAAUGAGCAAAUUGAAGGAACAGAAACUGAAGUUAAAACACUGAAGCAAGCUCUUUCGGAACUAAUUGAAAAGAAAGAAGCUGCAGCACUUCAGUACAAGCAGUGCUUGGAGAUAAUAGCUAAGAUGGAAAGUGAACUGUUUAAUGCCGAAGAAGAUGCCAAACGUAUGAAUGGCGAAAUUCUGCUGGGAGCUGUAAAAUUGAAGACUGCAGAAGAACAGUGUCUUCUAUUGGAGAGAUCAAAUCAAUCUCUGCAAUUAGAAGCUAACAAUCUGGUACAGAAGAUUGCGGUGAAGGAUCAAGAACUUUCGGAAAAGCAUUAUGAGUUGGAAAAAUUACAAAAUCUAAUGCAAGAGGAGCACUCACGGUUUGAGCAAGUUGAAGCCACUCUCCAGGCUUUGAAGAAGUCACACUCUCAAUCUCAAGAGGAGCAGAGAGCUCUGACUUUGGAGCUCAAAAAUGGGCUUCAGAUGUUGAAAGACUUGGAGAUCUGCAAACAUGGAAUGGAAGAAAAACUUCUAAGGGUUAAGGAAGAAAACAGGAGCCUGGAUGAACUGAAGUUUUCUUCCUCUAUUUCAAUAAACAAUAUACUAAAUGAAGUCUUUAGCUUGAAGACGAUGAAAGAGAAACUUGAAGGUGAGGUUGCACUAAAAUCAGACAAGAGCAAUACCCUUCAGCAGGAGGUUUACCAUUUGAAGGAGGAAAUCAAGGGCUUGAAAGGAAGAUACCAGGCCAUUAUGGAGCAAGUGGAGUCAGUAGGUCUGAAUCCUGAAUUCCUUGAGUCACAAGUGGAGGACUUGCGAAAUGAGAACACAAUGCUGAAAGAGGUAUGCAAAAGGGAAAGAGACGAGAGAGAGGCUCUUCAUGCGAAGUUGAAGCCUAUGGAUGAGUUUUUGAAAGACAAUGCUGUUCUGGAGAAUUCCUUGACAGGAUUAAAUCAUGAGUUGGAAGGAUUGAGAGAGAAAGUCAUGAAUUUGCAGCAGUCCUGUCAGUUUCUCCAUGGAGAUAAAUCCACGCUUGUUGCUGAAAAAGCCGCUCUGCUUUUGCAGUUGCAAAUUAUCACUGAGAACAUGCAGAAGCUCUGGGAGAAGAACACCAUGCUAGAGAAUUCUCUCUCUGGUGCAAAUAUGGAGCUUGAAGGUUUGAGGGAAAAAUCUAAGAGCUUAGAAGAAUUAUACCAGUUGCUCAGUGAUGAAAAGUCAAAUCUUCUAAAUGAGAGACACGCCCUUGUAUCUCAGUUGGAAAAUGUUGAACAGAGACUUGGGAACCUGGAAAAGAGGUUUACAAAACUAGAAGAAAAAUAUUCAGAUCUUGAGAAGGAGAAAGAAUUGACCCUUUGCCAAUUAGUAGAAUUUCAGGGUUCGCUCUUUUUGGAAAAACAAGAGCGUGUUAGUUUUGUGCAGUCAAGUCAGGCUCAUUUGGCAGGUUUGGAAAACCGAGUCCUUACCGUGCAAGAAGAAAGUAGGUUGGGGAAGAAGGGAUUUGAAGAAGAGAUAGAUAGAACAGUUGUUGCCCAGGUUGAUAUUUUCAUCCUGCAGAAGUUUAUAGAAGAUUUAGAAGAAAAGAAUGCAGCUCAAGUGAUUGAAUGUCAAAAACAUAUUGAAGCAUCCAAAUUUUCUGAUAAACUGAUUACAGAGUUGGAGUGUGAGAAUCUUGAGCAACAAGUAGAAGCAGAGUUCUUAUUAGACGAAAUCCAAAAGUUGAGGAUGGUAAUUCAUCAGGUGUUCAGGGCGAUUCAAAUUGAUCCACAUCAUAGGCAUGUUGAUAAGAUUUCUCUGGAGCAUAUACCUGUGUCAGAUGUUUUGGAUAGUAUUGAAGAUUUAAAAGGUUCUCUGUUGAGAAUUGGGGAUGAGAAGCAGGAGCUGCUGGUUGAGAAUUCAGUGCUCUUAACUUUACUUGGGCAACUGAGACUAGAGAGUGGAGAGCUAGAGUUGGAGAAAAAUUUCAUUGAACAUGAGUUUGAGGUCAUGACAGAGCAGAGUGCUAUGCUGCAAAAUAACAAGCAGGAGCUUCUAGAGAUGAACAUGCAGUUGAGAUUGGAAAUUGGCGAGAGCAAACAUCAGGAGGAUGCUUUAAAGGUUGAAUUGGAAACCCAACAUGUGAAGCUGAAAAUUUUGGACGGUGCUUACUUGGUAUUGCAGGAAGAGAAUUCCCUGUUGCUUGAAGAGAAGAAAUCUUUGCUCAGGAAAAUCUCAGACCUAAGUGAGGAAAAAAGCAUCCUUGAAGAGGAAAACAGUUUUAUUCUCCAUGAAACAGUAGCUCUCAGCAACCUCUCUUUGGUUUUUGAGAGCUUUGCUACUGAGAAUUUUGUGAAACUAAAAGCACUUACUGAAAAUAUCAGCAGUCUCCAUGUGGUCAACAGUGAUCUAAAGGAGGAGGUUGGAAUGUUGGGGAAGAAGCUGGGAAUGAAAGAAGCAGAAAAUCAAUAUCUGAACGAGUCAGUAGAAAGUCUGGCAAGGGAGCUGAAUGAAGCCAAAGACUUGAAUGACCAACUAUGCAAUCAAAUUUUUGUUGGAGAGGAAUUUCUGAGACAGAAGUCAACAGAGCUCUCAGAAGCAGAACAGAAGCUAAAGGCUAAAGAGAAGUCAAACGUUGAAUUGUGCAGGACUGUUGAGAAAUUGAAGAUGGAAUGUGAGGAAUCAAAACUGAUAAAAGAAAAUCUAGAGAAACAGAUUAGUGAAGUGUUUGAAGAUAGCAAAAUGCAGGAAAAAGAUAUUGAACACCUCCGUGAAGUGAAUGCAAAUAUGGAUUCUGAAUUAGAAAUACUACAUUUAAAAAUUGAAGAACACAGAAUUAGAGAAGAGAAUUUGAGUUUGGAAAUGCAAGAGAAGAGAGAUGAAUUUGAACUUUGGGAGGCUGAGGCUACUUCGUUUUGUUUUGAUCUCCAGAUUUCUGCCAUUUGUGAAGUCUUACUAGAAAAUAAGGUUCAAGAGCUUGUUGGAGUUUGUGAGGUUCUUGAAGAUGAAACUGCUGCAAAAAGUAUGGAGAUUGAAAGGAUGAAGGAAAGAGUAAACUUCUUAGAAAGUGAACUUGGGGGAGUGAAGGCUCAGUUGUCUGCAUAUGUUCCUGCCAUAGCUUCAUUGGGAAAUGAUAUAGCCUCUCUUGAGCAUAACGCCCUCAUUCACUAUAAGCCUUUUGCAGCAGGAAAUCAAGAAAAGGACAAAGAAGUGGCAAUUCAUCUUCAUGAAAAGAGCUGUCAAGAGCUUAAAGAAGAUAAAAAAUUUGUGAUACCCGACAGAAUCUCAGAUUUGCAGAAGAUGCAGGCUAAGAUUAAAGCAGUAGAAAAGGCAGUGGUGGAAGAAAUGGAAAAGCUUGCAACACAAGAAAGCAUAAAUACCGUCAUCAAAGUUGAAGAUGUAGUGAAAGACACUGAAGGGUUGGAAUCGAAAGACAUGUUACAUCAAGAGAAAGACAUAAGAAAGAAAGAGAUGGAACUUGGGAAUUAUCUCACCAGUGACCUCGAGUCACAGAAGACUAAACCUGAAAAUGGGAGUUUGAUGAAAGAUAUUCUGCUUGAUCAAGUCUCAGAUGGUUCAUUAUAUGGGAGAAGCAGGAGAGAUAAUGGUGGAGCUGAUGAUCAGAUGCUCGAGUUAUGGGAAACUGCGGAGCAGGAGUGCGGCCAUGAUCCAAUGGUCUAUGAGACACAAAAUCAGGCAUCUCCACCAGUGGAAGAUGUUAUUGCAUGCCACAAGUUUGCAGAUGGGGAAGGGAAGAAUCAGGAUCUCUCUUCAGAAUUACAGAUCGAGAAGGAGUUGAGCGUUGACAAGGUAGAGGUAUCAACAAGUGUUAGAGAGCCAAAUCAAGAUGGCACCAAGAGGAAGAUCCUGGAGAGUCUUGCUUCUGAUGCCCAGAAAUUGACGAGCGUUCUGAUGACUUUGCAAAGUCUGACAAAGAGGAUGGAAAUGAACAAGAGCACCAAGAAGGCCAAUGACACUGAACAUGAAACAGUCCAAAGACGUUUAGAAGAAGUUGAGAAGGCUGUUUUGCAGCUAGUGGAUAUCAAUGAUAAAUUGACCAAGGAGGUUGAAGAUAGCCCCUCAUCUUUGGGUGGGAGAACUUCAGAAGAGUUGGAGGCUGGAAAUGUCUCCACAAAGAAAGAAACGGAACAGGCACAAAAAGGGUCCAAAAAUAUUGGACAUUUGCAGUUGGAGUUGCAGAACAUCGAAUAUAUUCUGCUGAAAUUGGAGGAUGAAAAGAAAAGCAAAGCAAAAUAUAGAUUUCAAAAAAACAGAACAGGCAUUCUUCUGGGAGACUUUAUUUACAGCAAUGGGAGAAGUAGUGCAAGCAAGAAGAAGGCUUGUUUUUGUUGCUGUACUAGACCUUCAACUAAUGGAGACUGAAGCGAUCAUGUAGAGGAAAGCAUGUUUUCGUUGGCCACAAGUUCCACUCCUUGAGAUGUUCCUAAUAUUAUGCUGAUCGUUUCUUGGAUUAAUCAGUGAACAUCUUGCACUUUCUGCUUACAGAAACUGUGGGAACUUAGGGCUGAUCUAAUUAUCAUAUGCUGCUUCUUCCAGCAUUUUCAAGUCUUUUAAUUUCGCUAGACUAUCAAUAUUAGUUAAGCACGCACUCUUAUUCAUACCUUGUGAUUAGCAACAUCUUGAUGAAAAAUGUUUUAAUCACAAAGAGAUCUCAUUAAAAUA
Juglans regia (Persian walnut) is the source of this 6303-nucleotide messenger RNA. Its product is annotated as protein NETWORKED 1A-like. The transcript has 4 exons. Gene Ontology annotation, cellular component: plasma membrane. Gene Ontology annotation, molecular function: actin filament binding. The coding region runs from base 457 to 6003 and encodes 1848 amino acids. The record is from RefSeq and is a predicted model, not a curated record. NCBI's taxonomy places the organism in Eukaryota, Viridiplantae, Streptophyta, Magnoliopsida, Fagales, Juglandaceae.